Messenger RNA from Folsomia candida, 2367 nucleotides. RefSeq lists its product as uncharacterized. The coding region runs from base 689 to 2095 and encodes 468 amino acids. The record is from RefSeq and is a predicted model, not a curated record. The transcript is spliced from 11 exons. NCBI's taxonomy places the organism in Eukaryota, Metazoa, Arthropoda, Collembola, Entomobryomorpha, Isotomidae.
CCUACCCCUGAUGACACAAGUAAAGUCCUCCUCCCAAGAAGAUCCACCGCCGUGGGAGACUAAACUGUUUCGUACUAACUCGGUCCUUGUUUUAAAUGACCUGGAUAACAAUUCUCCUAAUAUUACUAGUUAAUUAGAUUGGAUUUUGUAAACACAUCACAGAAUUAAUAGAUAAUUUUAGGCAGAUGAAUAUGUUGUACAAAAAUACAUAAAUACUUCGUCAAUCAGCAAAGUCCCCAUGAAAAAUCAGGCGAAACAAAGUUUUCCCAUGCAACCAGACUGGACACAAGACUAUGACUUGGAAAUUCUCAUGUAGGGUCAGAGGUUGUGGAACGUUCCCAUAAACCAGACUGAUUUUAGUUGCUCGAGAAAAGCUCCUCUCUAAACAAUACAAGAACCAAUUAGGUUGCGUACAGGGUAGUGAUUGAGACUUAUCAAAUAGGUUGGUGCAGGUGCAGACAGAAAGAUAACGUAGCACCCGUCUGUCCGCUGCGACAGACACGUCAGUUGCAUUAACUUUUGGUAUCUAUAAGCAACUAUAAAGCACAAAUGAUAACAUGUCUCGGUGUCACCUAUUUACUAAUUUUUCAAAAUCCAAUAAUUUGACUAUGUAAACUAGAUUUCUAACUACCCAUAAAUAAAAUUCAGAAACAAAUUCAUGACAUCUUAGCUUUUAUACCCCUGGACCAUGUUUGUAUAUGGUACGAUCCCAGCAAAGGCACCAGAACCAGAGCCAAGUCCAGAGCCCGAACCACCUGAGAAACCCCCACCCCCACCAGCACCGAAAAAACCAAAUGUCACAAUCCUUGUGGAUGCUGAAGUUGAGUACUUUCGGAAAACCCUGAACAUUGUUUUAUUAUGGAAAACUCUCUGGCUUCAGCUUGCCCUUUGGGUAGCAAUCCUUAUUCUUCAGAUAAUCCUAAUCAUCUUGUUAAUGGUGCAUCGACACGACAAUAAUUUGAUAUGGACGGCCGGUGCGGGAUUAAUCGGUCCGUUGGGAUUUUUUAUGGGAGCGACAAUAUUCUCUAUUUUCACUAUAAAGGAACCACGCGGCUGUUUGCUCGGAUCAGCUAUUGGAUUUCAGGCGUCUUCAGCAAUUUACGGUUUACUAACGUUGGAUCUUGCACUUCGAAUAUUUCUUUUUACCUCAACCGUUGAAGUUCAAGAUUACCAGAUGACGAAAAAUACGACCGGAAAUGCGACAGUGGCGAUGUCAUUGAAAGCGCACAACCAGACAAAUGUAUAUGAUGCAUCAGUCGUGGUGUUUUCUUCGCUUGAAGCCAUCCUCUCCAUUCCCUACAUUCUUACGUGCUUCUUUGUGGUCAUUUUAUUUUCCGGAGGAGCAUGUUGCGGGACGCUGAUGGGUGGCAAAGUCAAACGUUUUAGCGGGUCCCCCAUCGUAAUAUCUACUACGAUUUCCUCUAAUUCUCCAAUUAGCAGCUCCACAUUUACCGCAUCGCUAUCUUCUUCCACUUCAAGGCACAAUGAGGCCAAGAGUCUUCCGAAUCCCAAAAACUCUGGAGAUGAUGGAUUAAUAAAAAUAGAAGAACAUGUUAAAGAAGGUCGUGAAGCUGGAUUCUACUUGAAUGAGAGGCUUAUCCGCAUUUGUUUAUGGAUUGAAGUGGCAUGCAUUCCUCUACUAGUGAUUUUUAUCAUGAUCGCCGCUGGAUUUGAGGAGGUAAUUUUUUAUGUGGAUUUCUUGAUGCCGGAAACAAUCUGGUAUCCAUUUGCAAUAUCUUGUGUUCUCUUUGGACUGAGUGUCGGACUAACUUUUUUUGCACUGCAAAAUCCUUCCGGAUGCAGAGUUGGUAGUGCACUAGGUUUCCAGGUUGCAUCGGCGGUUAUAAGUUGCAUGCUUUCUUGUAAAUUGAUUGUCAUGCUGGCGAAAUCUGAUUAUCCCAAGAUGGAUGAUGAGAGCAUCGCUUUUACUACGAUUUGUCUUCUAGCGACAAUUCCAGUGAUCAUUUGCAGUGCCCUGAUUAGUAUCCAGUUCUGCCUGGUGUCAUGCUGCGGAAGGUAUAAGGUAAACCAAAUAUCAUUCUGUGACAUUGAGGAAGUGAUUCUUUCCCAGUACUCUGAUCUGAAUGAAAAUUGAGCUGUUCCACCAAUUGUAGAAAUUAAUUUGUUGUAAAUAAUUUGGCUUGCUCAAAUAUCGACACGCUUCAAUUGAAUAAACCACGGAAUCUGUAUAUAUGAAUAUUGUUCAUUUUUAAUGGUUUUACUUAAGUCGACAAGAUUUUUAUAUUAGUUGGGAUAAAGGACUGCGUGGUUGCCAUUUGCCUACUAAAUAUUAUACGGAUGAUACAUUGGUAAUAAUACAAGUAACUGACUUAGCAUUAGUGACAGCGAAAUAUUUGCUACUAUUAG